Leptidea sinapis is the source of this 683-nucleotide messenger RNA. RefSeq names its product UPF0389 protein CG9231. NCBI's taxonomy places the organism in Eukaryota, Metazoa, Arthropoda, Insecta, Lepidoptera, Pieridae. The record is from RefSeq and is a predicted model, not a curated record. Bases 125 to 535 code for a protein of 136 amino acids. The transcript is spliced from 2 exons.
GAAAAAAAAAAUGUCUUUGGUCGUGAAAUCUGAAUCAUUGGACUGGACCCUGUUUACCUAAUUAUACUUUAUAGUUGGUAAAUUUAAUUCAAACGUUACGCAAUUAAUUAAAAAUUUACUCGAAAUGGAGAGACUGUUUCGUUUCCGGACAUCCAUUUCUGUAUUGCGAUUGAGAAGGUGUAUGUGUACUCCUUCACAACAAUCAAAACCUCCGGUGAGUAGUCCAUCAGCAUCACUAAAUACAAGUUAUAAGCCUAAUGAUUUUCAAAAGUUUCUUCUUGUUUGGACAAAGAAGUACAAAAAUAAGGAUGAGAUACCUAAUAUCGUAAGUAUAGAUCUUAUAGAUCGAGCUAGAAAUGAAGCAAGAAUUAAAUUGGCGAAUAUCUUAAUAUUUGCCACAAUUCUUGGAUGUAUCUAUGCAGUUAUGUCUGGAAAAGCAGCAGCUAAAAAAGGUGAAUCUGUACAGCAAAUGAAUCUUGAUUGGCACAAACAAUAUGCUGAACAAAAGAAUAAAGAAGAAUCAUUAGCAAAAUGAUAGAACAAGGAUUUAUAGUAAAACUGCAAUAAUUAGUGCUUUCAAAGAUUACUGUCAUCUGAUAUUAUGUAGGGAAGGAGAAAAAUUAGAAAUAUUUUAUGCAUGUUGUUAUAUCUAUUUAAGCUUGAAUAUAAUAUUUUAAAUAAGA